This is a messenger RNA of Toxorhynchites rutilus septentrionalis, 3177 nucleotides long. RefSeq lists its product as uncharacterized. Lineage: Eukaryota; Metazoa; Arthropoda; Insecta; Diptera; Culicidae. The record is from RefSeq and is a predicted model, not a curated record. Bases 1 to 3177 code for a protein of 1058 amino acids. Gene Ontology annotation, molecular function: nucleic acid binding. Gene Ontology annotation, biological process: DNA integration. The transcript has a single exon.
AUGCCUGAGGAACUUGAAGCCGCCAAUCCAAGGAGGAUAUGGUAUCUCCCGGUAGGAGCGGUGGUUAACCCCAAGAAACCGGGGAAAAUUCGUAUGGUCUGGGACGCGGCUGCGAAUGUAAACGGUGUGUCUCUGAACGGCGCGCUACUCAAAGGUCCGGAUCAACUCUCCUCGUUACCUGGAGUUCUCUUCCGUUUCCGUUUGUAUUGCAUAGCGGUCAGCUCAGACGUUAAGGAAAUGUUUCACCAGCUUAGAAUCCGCGAUGAAGAUAAAAUCUCUCAACUAUUUUUAUGGCGUAACAAUCCAUCGGAGAAACCCACCGUAUACAUGAUGGACGUCGCGACAUUUGGAAGCACCUGCUCGCCUGCUUCGGCGCAGUGUAUUAAAAACCGUAACGCAGAGCAAUAUGCGGAAUUACAUCCAGAAGCAGCGAAGGCGAUAGUUCACGACCACUAUGUGGAUGAUUAUCUGGCGAGUUUCAGCUCAGUGGAGAAGGCAGCGAAAGUAGCAAGCGACGUGCGAUACAUUCACGGUAAAGCAGGCUUCAACCUACACAACUGGAGAUCGAACAGCAGCAUACUUCUACAGAAAUUAGGCGAAAUCCAGCAAGAAGCAGUCAAGCAGCUGAAUCUGGUGGAAGGAGGAAAUACGGAAAGGGUCCUCGGUAUGCUUUGGAGUCCUACAACCGACGAAUUGAGUUUCUCCACUCAAAUGAACGACGAGAUGCAAAUACUGAUCCGUACAGAUACACGUCCAACGAAAAGGCAGGUGUUACGAUGCGUAAUGACCUUAUUCGAUCCUUUGGGACUACUUUCGCCGUUUAUCAUUCACGGCAAAGUUCUGAUCCAGGACCUGUGGCGAGAAGGUACGGACUGGGAUGAGAAGGUCAGCGACGCAGUUUACGUAAAAUGGCAGAGGUGGAUACAAAUGAUCGAGUAUAUUUCCGAUAUCCGCAUCCCAAGAUGCUACUUCAGUGGUGCUACUCGGAUGACAUAUGAGAAUUCCGAAAUACACGUGUUUGUGGACGCUAGCGAAGCGGCCUAUUCCUGUGCGGUUUAUUUGCGCACGUUCAACGAAGGGGAGAAUCAGCAGUGCUGUCUGAUCGCCGCCAAAUCGAAGGUAGCGCCUCUGAAACCCUGGUCUAUUCCCAGACUGGAAUUACAGGCAUGUGUUCUAGGCACACGAUGGGCGAAAUUUGUUGUAGGCCAUCUCGACGUUCCCGUAACCAAGGUCACGUAUUGGACAGACUCCAGAACCGCACUGGCCUGGAUCAAAUCAGAUCCUCGGAAUUAUCGACAAUUCGUUUCCUUCCGAGUAGGCGAAAUUCUGGAACAGACAACAGCGACUCAAUGGAAGUGGGUACCAUCGAAAUCCAAUCCUACGGACGAAGCGACGAAAUGGGGAAGUGGUCCGUACUUCAAUCAAGACAGCAAAUGGUUCCGAGGACCCAAUUUUCUGUGGCUAGCGGAAGAAGAGUGGCCCCGUGUUAAAGAGCCAGUGGUGGCUACUGCAGAAGAAAUGCGAGCGUCGAUUCUUCAUCACUGUACGAUAGAGACAACCAUAGAUUUCCACCGGUUCUCUACCUGGGAGAGACUGCAACAUGCCACAGCAUAUGUCUUGCGAUUCCUGAACAACGCAUCCAAGAAGCAGCCGAAAUACUCCGGAUCACUACAACAGGCAGAACUGCAUGCUGCCGAAGAAAUCAUCAUCAAAUUAACUCAACGUGAAGCUUACACAGAUGAAGUUGCUGCAUUGUCGAAUAAAGUCCUAAAUAAAUCGGGACAGGAGGUCAUCGGGAAGAACAGUUCCAUAUACAACCUUAUGCCGUUCCUGGACGAUCGUGGCCUGCUACGCGAGCGUGGCAGAAUUGAGGCAGCUGAAAGUGUACCACAUGAAGUGCGACAUCCGCUGAUCCUUCCGAGGAAGCAUCACCUCACUGAACUCCUGGUAAACAGAUAUCAUCGCCGCUACAGACACGGGAACGCAGAAACUGUAGUGAAUGAGUUACGCCAGCUUUACACGAUUCCACGACUUCGUUUAGUAGUGAAGAAAGCAAAACGCGAUUGCGCGCUCUGCAAAAUUCGUCGGACUCGACCAAUGAUUCCACCAAUGGCGCCGCUUCCGGUUGCGCGUCUGGCCCAUCACGAACGACCAUUCACCUAUACGGGGCUGGACUAUUUCGGGCCGCUGCUGGUGAAGCUGGGAAGGUCUAUAGUUAAACGAUGGAUAGCACUCUUCACCUGUCUGACAGUGCGUGCUGUCCACUUGGAAGUCGCUUACACUCUAUCAACAGAGUCAUGUAUCUCCUGCGUUCGUCGAUUCGUGGGACGACGGGGAUCGCCGGUAGAAUUCUUCAGCGACAAUGGAAUGAAAUUCAAAGAAGCCGAACGAGUACUGCAGCACCAGAUAAACCAGGGACUGUCCUCGACAUUCACCAGUGCCAACACGAAAUGGAGCUUUAUACCACCGGGAGCUCCACACAUGGGAGGAGCUUGGGAACGCUUGGUGCAAUCAGUAAAGGCGGCUAUGGCUGAAGCGUACAUAGAAGGGAAGCUAGAUGACGAGGGGCUGCAGACACUGGUCGUGGAGGCUGAAAAUAUAGUAAACUCAAGGCCUCUGACGUAUCUACCACUCGAGUCUGAGAUGGCAGAGGCACUCACACCAAACCACUUUUUGUUGUUGAGUUCAAACGGGGUAAAGCGACGAGGCGAAGAUGUGGCUCUGGGUCAGUUGAACGACCUAGUACGCAGACAAAUUCUGGGAAAAUCCUGGGAACUAAUACAACGUCAGUUGGAGACAUUUUGGCAGCGCUGGCUAGUCGAGUACCUGCCCGUGAUUCGCCGACAAGCCAAAUGGUUCGACGAAGUCCGAGCGUUGGAACCGGGUGACGUGGUAGUGGUAGCGGAACCUACAAAGCGAAGUGGAUGGGAGAGAGGACGAAUCAUCCGUAUGAUUCCUAAUCCGGAUGGCCGGUGCCGUAGAGCAGUGGUGCAAAUCGGAGGAAAAUCUUCAGUGCGACCGGUGACUCGGUUGGCGUUGCUCGACGUGGUAAAUAGAUGUGGAGUUCCUGCGGACUCCGGACUACACCUGGGGGAGACUGUCAACGCAGAAUUCGCCGAGCUGGCAACCCUAUCUACCGGAAUUACUGAAGGGGCGAAUCAACUGUCAACGAGCUGA